CGCUGGUAUCUCUAUAUAAGAUGUCUGGCUAUUUGGUUUGUAAAUCGGGCUUUGGCCUUGGCAAGGUUGCCAAAUUGAUGUUGGCUUCCGUUGUGGUACUUAGUUCUUUGAGUACUAACGUUUGGGCUGACAAAGCUGAAGCACCUAAGAAGCCCGUUGAGAAAAAGAAAGAGGGUGGUCUAUCUUCUGGUUCUUCAAAGGAGAAUUCACAGAAAUUGCCUCCCCAAAACUACCCAUCAAUCAUUACCACCAAUAAUACAGAAAAGACAUCACUAAACGAUUUAUCUGUCUCAAUUGGUCCUGCUCAGAACUCAUAUCUAUUUUGGAUUAAGAAGGGCGAUGUUGAUCUUUCUGUGUUGAAGGAGCGCAUUAGUGUAUUGUUGAACAUUGUAACUAACUAUGGUCCGGGAACACCAGGCUUUGGGAUUUCUGAGAACAUUGUGGAGUUUUUUAACAAAAGGGGUAGCAUUGAUGUACCAGAGGAUAUUGCAAGGGAUCUUUGUCGUUUGCCUUCAGGAAAAAUGAUACUAUAUUCUUGGACAUGCUUCACCGACAUGUUUGCAAGGUUUAUUGCUGAAUUACUAACAGUAAACGCCUAUGGCGAGUUACCAAAAACGAAAGACGAAAUGAAGGAAUUUGUCAAGGCUUUUGGUAAUCAAAAUCCCAAGGAUUACUACAAAAGCAGACAUGAUUCAUUUGAUAAAAUUAGAAAACACAUUUCAUCCUCCUUGGGACGUAAGCCUAACUUUGAGUAACGUAUUAAAGAGAUGGGUAC
This is a messenger RNA of Babesia bovis T2Bo, 775 nucleotides long. RefSeq lists its product as uncharacterized. Lineage: Eukaryota; Apicomplexa; Aconoidasida; Piroplasmida; Babesiidae. The record is from RefSeq and is a predicted model, not a curated record. The transcript has a single exon. The coding region runs from base 21 to 755 and encodes 244 amino acids.